AAUGUCGGUGGUUGAAAUAUUAUCUCAAAAUGGCAUACUCAGUUUCAACUGUGAAUAGUAGGUGAGAAAGUAUCGGCUUCUACUCGUUUAAUGAGAGAUACGAAAUCUCUGUAAAUACUGACGAAUUGUGUAUCCGAAGAAAUAAUGAAAAGUGUAGUUGUCCUCUUGAUUUUGUCCUCAUGUAUUGGAAUAAAUGAAGCAGUUGAAGAUAGUUUAGUGUUUGUAUACACAAUCUUUCGGCAUGGAGAUCGAACUCCAGAAACCAACAACCUUUACCCAACCAGCCAGUAUUAUAACGAAUCGUUCUUCAUGCCAUAUGGAUUCGGACAACUAACAAACAAAGGCAAGCUGACAGCAUUCAAAGUUGGACAAGAAUUGAGGGAGCGAUACAAAGGUUUUCUAGAUGAAACGUAUAAUAUAAAAUUGAUAGAUGCCAGGAGUAGUGAUUUCAAUAGAACGAAAGCCUCGCUGCAAGUCAUGUUGGCAGGUUUGUUUCCACCUACUGAAGAAUUGGUUUGGUUGGAAGGCAUGAAUUGGCAACCCAUUGCUACAACUUAUGUAGAGAGGACAUCUGAUAAGGAGUUGUUUUGCUUCGGCUGUCCUGCGUGGGAUCCAAAUUAUGAUGAUUUUCAAUAUAGUGCCCAAGGGCGAGCACUUUUAAAAGGCAACGAAAAUAUUUUCGAAUAUAUCACCAACAAAACUGGAAAAACCUACAGGCAGGUGCUCGAUGUAUAUUUCUUAUAUUUCGGAUUCGCAAUACUAGAGAGUUUGAAUGAAACUUUGCCAGAGUGGAGUAAAUCGGUUUACCCAGAGAAGAUGGCGAAUAUGUUAGGAAUCCACUAUGAUUAUAUGACAUCUACUCCAAUUUUGAGGCAGAUGGCUGCUGGGUAUCUCUUGAAGGAAAUUCUUGAAGACAUCGAUGACAAGAUUAGUGACAAAUUUCCCGUGAAAAAGAUGUCAAUUAUUUGUGGUCAUGAAAACAACAUAGCUGCUCUUCUUAGAGUUUUAGAUAUCAACGAAGGAUACAAUUCUCUUCCCCCAUACGGGGGUUAUAUUCUCUUUGAAUUGCAUCGCAAAGACUCUCAAUAUGGUAUUAAGAUUUUUUAUCAAAAUUAUAAAACAGCAGAACCAAAACUGAUGAAACUUCCGGAAUGCCAAGAAUUCUGUCCCCUGGAGAAGUUCAAGCAAAUAGUAGAGAAAGAUAUUCCGGUCAGCGAUGAAGUUUGCAGACCAAAGUCAGCAGCGUCUGGAAAUUUACCACUUCAAAGUAUAAUUAUAUUUGUAGUUUCUUCCAUAGUCAUCUUCAACAGUUCUACCUUUAUCGAAUUUGGCAAAUGAAAAAUGUUGAUUAUUAUAUUCAUUUAUUGUACAAACGUUUCACAAUUUGGAAAAAUUAAUAUCGUAAUAUAGAACUCAC
Molecule: messenger RNA, 1417 nt
Organism: Phaedon cochleariae (mustard beetle)
Lineage: Eukaryota; Metazoa; Arthropoda; Insecta; Coleoptera; Chrysomelidae
Source: the annotation of a GenBank genome assembly